Marasmius oreades (fairy-ring Marasmius) is the source of this 6915-nucleotide messenger RNA. RefSeq lists its product as uncharacterized. The transcript has 61 exons. Gene Ontology annotation, molecular function: protein binding; phosphorelay sensor kinase activity; ATP binding. Gene Ontology annotation, biological process: protein phosphorylation; phosphorelay signal transduction system. The coding region runs from base 1 to 6915 and encodes 2304 amino acids. Lineage: Eukaryota; Fungi; Basidiomycota; Agaricomycetes; Agaricales; Marasmiaceae. The record is from RefSeq and is a predicted model, not a curated record.
AUGAAACGGAAACAAUAUGGACCCCAAACUCUUCCCAUCCUCUUUUUCCGGGCAGUCGAUGCUGUUUUGUCGAUUCCCGGUUACACGUUCGCAAAGGCGGUCCCUUGGAGGGAUACAGGAAGCAUGACCCUUCUUGCUGAGGGCAGCAGCUUAAAGGAUAGCUCAAGCGUACUGGCGAAAAUAGCCCCUGCUCAUUCCAAUGCCUCAAUGUGUCUCGAGAGAGAAGCUCACAAUCUUGGACGCCUGGCCGAAUUGAAAGAGAACUACAGUCCUGCUCUGAGAAUGAUAAAAUUGCUCAAUAUAUCUCGUGACCACGGAGAUGUUGUCGUAUUGCUACUCGUCCAUCCUGGGCUAAAUGUCCUUGGUCGCUAUCUGCCGCCUUCCAAAGUGAAUGAUCUAUUGUUGGCGGACGUUUCUCGAUCGAGACCAUUUUCUUCGCAUGGCGAUGUUUAUAUGAUGGACAUCGAUGAAACAGAUAUUGCGGAAGAGAUGGAGGCAUUUGAUAUAAUGGAUUUGGCUACCUUUCUUGAGUUCGCUAUCCAAGCCACCCUUUGCUUGGAAAUGACCCACAAGGCUGGAAUCAUACAUCGCGAAAUCCGUGCUAACGCAUUCCACCUCAACGCACAUUCUGGUGUGGUACGGUUUGCUCACUUCGGGAACAGAGCCGUAUCCUUAGAGGAUUAUGGCUCCCCUUCCAACUUCGUCUUACAAACAUCUGAAGAAAUUCAGCUCUUGAAAGUUAAAGAAGCCUUGUGUUAUUUAGCACCAGAGCAGACCGGGAGUGUCGAGACCAUGGCUCAAGAUCAUAGAACGGAUUUAUAUUCCAUAGGGAUACUGUUCUGGACUUUAUUGGUAGGACGUGGACAGAUGCCGUUCGAAGGUGGGGCUCUGGAGCUCCUCCAUUCCAUUGUUCAAAAGAGACCAAUGCCGGUUCACGAAGUACGGAGGGACGUACCCCAAGUCUUAGCAGCCAUUGUUGAUAAGCUGUUAUCCAAGCACCCGGACACUCGGUAUCAAAGCGCUUACGGUUUGAAAGCUGAUUUGCUUGAAUGUCAAAGACGAUUAUUAGUGACAGUGACCUCAGUGACUGAUGAGUCUGUCGAGCUGAUACCUUCCUUCGAAAUUGCUCUUCAAGAUAAGUUUACGGAAUUCACGCUACCGCUUGCCCUCUUUGGACGUGAAAAAGAGCUCGAGUUGAUUCGGAACGUUGUUCGACAUACGAACACUAGUUUUUGCAGACAGUUUUCCGAAUCAGAGGGUUAUGUUCCUAUAUCAUCCUCCGGUAGCCAGGAAACUGGAACCGGAACUGGAACUGGAGGAGGUGAAGACCAUACCGAUUCUCAGUCUUCGUCUUCCCGAAGUGGUUCUACGUCAGGCAAUGGUCAUAUGGCUGUUGACGGACGGAGAGGUUCGGUUGGCGACUCCAACAAUCAGGACCUUACAAUGAGCGUCAGCCCAUCAGUUCAAACCAGUGACACCCUCAGAAGGGCGGCUCUUCGACCUAGGCCAAAGGCGACACGACCUCAAGUAAUUGUGGUUACCGGUCCUCCAGGUGUUGGAAAGAGUUCUAUGAUUCUAAUUAACCAGGCGAAAUGGAGAUCUCAUGGACUUUGGGGUCAAGCUAAAUUUCACAGCGGUGAUUCCGCUCCGUUUGCCUCCUUGUUGAGCUGUCUUGGGUCUGUUCUCAGGCAGUUAAUGGUCUUUCAAAUGGAUGUUCAUCGUUUUGUGUUCGCACUGAAGGACAGGCUAGGUCCACAGUUACAGAAUAUCCCGUUACUGUAUCAAGGAACACCGGAACUCAGAGAGAUACUGGCCCUCUUUGAUAUCCAUUUAGAUUCUCCGCACGAGGCAUUGUCCACACGAGAGCUGCGGGCCCGCUUCGAAACAUUGGUAGAGAAUGUCUUUUCAGUCAUCGGCCACACUCGAUUAUUUGCCCUAUUUUUGGAUGAUCUACACGAAGCUGAUGAUUCGACUUUGGACGUAGUCUCGGCACUGAUCAACUCAAAGAGCAGGAUGCUGAUAUUUGUUACUCUGAGAUCUGAAAACAGUGAAAUUGUGGAACGUGUUCGCUUUAUGUUCAGUAAUCGCUCAAAGCCAACGUGGAUCAACGUCGAACCACUAUCUUGUUCCUCGAUUCUAACUCUAGUGUCUAAAACAUUGCAUCGCUCCAAAGAGGACUCCACUGCGUUGGCGCGUUUCAUCUUUUCCGCUUCAUCCGGGAACGCGUUUACCGCCAGAAGUCUACUGAUGACCCUCCAUCGACAACACCACAUAACUUUCAAUCAAACACACAAUUACUGGGACUAUAACAUGUCGGCCAUCGAAUCUACCAUGGUUGACCAGAAAUUAUCCGAUCCAACAGAUCUAAGCUUUCUAAUCGCCCAAUUUCGAGAGCUUCCUGAACCAGCGAGAAAAUAUCUUCUAUGGGCCGUUUUUUUCGGAGAAACUUGUAAAGUGGCUGAAGUGUCACUUAUGAUGGAUUGGGAAGACUCCAGCGGAAGCAGUGGAAGUGACGAUGAUGACACCACAAUAGGAAACCUUCGUAAAGCUCGUGAGAGCGGUAUGGGUGGCUCACGUGAUUCUAUGCGUGGACUUCAAACUGCGUUGGUGGAAGGAUGGAUAAUACAGAGAGCACGCGACAUGUGCAGCUUUGCUCACGACCGAUAUCGCCAGGCUGCUCAGGCUGAAGCGGACAACCUUCCUGAGGAGACUGUAGCGAAGAUGUCCCUGAGGAUUGUUUUAGCCAUGCUUCAUGAGACUCCGGUUGAUGUAUAUCGAAUCGCUGAACACGCUAAACGCUGCCUACCUCUUCUUCAUGAACAUCCUAAACGAGACGAACUGUUAGAUGUCCUCAUCGACGCAGGCGAAGCUGCAUGGGCUCGAGGAGCGCAUGAACUUGCCCUCCGCUCAUACUCAAGCGCACGGACCUUACUGGUAGAAAACCCUUGGAUGCAGAGACCUCAGAGGACAUUUGAGUUGUUUUCUAAACUGGCAUCUAGUUUAUCAACUUGGCGAGGAGAUUAUGCAACAUCAAACGCUUAUAUUCAAGAAUGCUUGGACCACACUGAAAAACCCGAGGAGAUAGCGAACCUCCUACGCUCCCAAUCCCAAAAUCACUGGAUGAGGAACAAUUUUACUGAAGCGCUCACCGAUACCCUCUCUGCUUUGAGACUUCUAGGGGUUGAGGUCAAUCCAGCGCCAACACGCAGAGACUCGGAUCGAAUGUUUGAGCGUGUCAAGAACGAAAUUCUUGCGGUCGGGUUUGAUUCAUUUCUCUCUAUACCGAAAGCUUCAGAUAAACGUACGGAAAUUGCAGUCAAGCUGCUAAACGAUGCCGGAACAAACGCUUAUUGGAGUCCGAGCCCCCUCGCCUUCGCGGACGUGAUAGGGCUCACAACUAUUCAUCAUGCUUUGAGAUGUGGUAUAACUCCAGGGACAGCUUUAGGUAUGUUUUGGGCGUUAGGAGGCGCUGCUGAGCGCAGGGAGUUGUACCGGUUUUCCGUUGGUCUUGGAAAGCUCGCGUUGCGCAUAGCUGAACUACACGGCAAUAGCAGUGAAAAAUGUCGUGCAAAUGUCCUAUUUUGUGCCAUGGUUUCUCCUUAUGAUAAUGUACACCUACGCACCAGUCUACCAAAGCUGGAGCAUGCAAUUAAAUAUGGGAACAGCGCGGGAGACCGCAUCUACACUAGUUUCGCAAGCUUGCAUAUGAUAUCAACUCGCCUCUAUGUUUGCGACCAUCUUAAUGAACUAGUCGCCGCCGCAGAAGAGACUGUAAACGACAUAAAAUUGUGGUCCCCCGGCGAUACUGUGUCACUUGCUCACGGGGUGCUAAACUGCAUUCGGGCCUUAGGAGGAUACACCUUUUCGAACUCAGCAAGUACCGCUUUUGACACAGAAAGCUUCAAGGAAAGCAAAUACUUAGAGCAUGUUCAAACCACAUCUGGGAAUAUACCGCUCGUCUUCAACUGGUAUAAUUCUUUCAAGGUCGUUGGCUGGUAUUGCUUAGGACACAUAAAAGAAGCAGCAGCGCUAGGUUUCCAAGUAUACGAAACGAGGGACAAGCACCCAAAUCAUAGGCAUAUUCGCUAUGGGUUAUUCUUCCACAGCUUAGCGAUGAUUGAUUGUAUAAGGCGAGGAAUUGUUAGUGAAACUGACCGGGAACUAUACCUCAAGCAAGUGAACAUCAAUCAAGAGUUCAUUAAGAAAUGGGUUUCUUCCAGUCCGAUUAAUACCAGCACAUGGGUGGCAAUAAUCGAAGCAGAAUUAGCCUCAGUGCUCAACGAUCCAGCCGCUUUCAAACUGUAUGAUGUUGCCGUCAAGCUUGCGGUAAAUAACGAUUGGCUCAUGGAGGAAGCUUGGGGCCUUUAUCUUCAAGGUUGUCAUUUUGUCAGAUCUGGAGUGGAGGGGCUCGGAAGUGAGCUUCAGCGUCGAGGGAUAUCUCGUCAUUCACAAUGGGGUGCUCAAGGAAUCGUCAAUCAUUUGAAUUCUGUAGUUGGGACUCGUUCCCACUAUAUGUUGAAGCGUCCGAUAUUCACAUCCGAUGUAGCGGUUCAAACUGACAGCACUGUUGGCCUGAGCUCUCGAUACGACGAUGCCAAAAUGGAUGCUGAAGAUGAACAGGAAACUUCCCUCCGCGCCUCGCACUUGAAUGCCAUCCUCAAGUGGAGCAAAGACAUUUCGAGCGAUAUCAACCUAUCCUCAGCCUUACAACGCUUAACUGAGAUCGCGACGGAAACGUCCGGUUCGCAGAACACGUGCGUUGUUAUUGCCCGCGAAGCUGGGGACUACACUGUCGCUACAAGUAUGGUGCCUCCUGAGCAGUGCCAGGUCUUUGAGAACCCUAAAUCAAUACGGAGUAUUGCCGAUCCCCUGCAGAAGGCAAUCAUCCAGAAUACGCUCAAUGCUAAAGAACGGAUGUAUUACGACGACGCCUCAACAGACCACCGCUUUUCAUCCGAAGCCGCGCAAUCCGUACAUCGCUCGGUCAUUUGCAUCCCCAUCUUCAGCAACCGCGGACAGACAUUUGGAGCUGUCUACGUAGCAUCCAAAUACGGCUUUUCCAAGAACAUCGUGACGAUUUUGACACUGUUGUGCCAGCAAGCUAGCAUCAGCAUCUCAAAUGCCCUAUUAUUCCGCUCGGUACAGGCAGGCACGAGGGAGAAUUUGAAGAUGAUUGCCGUGCAGAGGGACGCUUUGGAAGCUGCUAGGAAAAGCCGUGAAGACGCUCUCAAGGCGACCAAGAUCAAAAGCAAUUUCUUGGCCUCUAUGAGUCAUGAAUUGCGAACACCGUUCAGCUCAUUCUACGGCCUUUUGGAUCUCUUAAGUGGAACAGAACUAAACCCUGGACAAAGCGAAAUAGUCCAAACAGCCAAGCAGUCUUGCGAGCUCUUGCUCAAGAUCAUUGACUCUAUCUUAGACUACAGUAAACUCGAAGCAUCAGCCGUAAAGCUAGAGUUCAGUGGAUUUCUCGUCGAGAAUAUCAUCGCAGACUGUAUGGAACUUUUGCUACCGAUGGCUGCGAAAAAAUUAGAUCUAUCCUUCAAUAUCGAACCUGACGUUCCUGCUUGGGUAUACGCUGAUUAUCCGCGCAUUCGUCAAGUGUUGAUGAACCUGAUCGGAAAUGCUGUCAAGUUCACCGCGUCUGGCUCGGUCAAUGUCACUUGCUCAUUGGAGGGGAAUACUAACUUCCCAGUUCAAGAUGAAGUCCGCCUCAAGUUUCUGAUACAGGAUACGGGUAUUGGUUUAUCACCCAGCGAUGUGGACCUACUAUUUGUUCCUUUCCAGCAGGCAGAUAGCUCGACCACUAGGCGUUUUGGAGGCACUGGACUGGGACUGUCUAUCUCCAGGCAGCUCGUAAAGCUCAUGAACGGAGUCAUCGCCGUUGAGUCAGAACUCAAUGUCGGCUCCAAAUUCUGGUUCACUAUUCCGGUCAAAAUCUUCAAUUCUGAGGAAUCUCACAAGUAUCUGUAUGAUAUUGAGAACUUGAGGUCCAUCAUCAUGAAGCUUAGCCCCCCCCACAUCUUGGUGUGCUCCUCGUCUGUUACAACUCUAACACUCUUUAGCCACAUGUUCAGUGGUUUUUACGUCAAACCCGUCUCAUCUAUACAGGAUGCGGAGGCCUAUAUACGAAGCCUUACCGUCCCCAGUACCGCUCUCGAUUUCGUCGUGCUGGAUGAUCAAUCGGAGGAUCACGCCGAAAAUCUGGCGCAAUUCCUGCAAAACUCAACUUAUUCGAGUCUCCGUGAGACCAAGGUCAUCCAUUUGUACACGCCCACUACCCGCCUUUCCGGACGCGCGAUUUUCGGCCCUAGCACUGCUGGGGUUGUUAAGAUGACGAAACCGCCUCGUAAGGCGAAGAUGCUUCAAACUCUUGCUGGCCUGAUGAACCUCCCAAAUACUAUUACCGCUCAACCAACCUCAGAUGUUGCGACGGCCAUGGACGAGCUUGUCGCUGCCCAGAGGACGCUCUUCGGAAACGUGCUCAUAGCUGAAGGUCGCUUUGUGGCUUUGAUAUCGGAACGUUCCAUAAUUAACCAAGCCCUAGAUAACCCCAUCGCUCAGAAUCUACUCGUCAAGCAGCUUGAACGGUAUCAACUUAAUGUUGUGGCCACCAGUAAUGGGAAUGAAGCCAUCACUGAGUGGGAAUCCCACGAGCCGGGUUAUUUCAGUGUAGCCCUUUUUGACCAUCACAUGCCUAUAUGCGACGGCGUGGAGGCCGCGAAACGACUGAGAGUCUUGGAGAAGAGACGCAAGGCCUCGACUAUGUUACCAAUUGUUGCCCUCAGCGCGGACUGUCAAGAAUCGACGAAGCACCUAUGCUUGAGUGCCGGUAUGAACGCGUUCUUCAGCAAGCCUCUGAAAAAAGCUGACUUGAUGAUGCUACUGUCUAUGUUCGGGCAGCCCCCAAAGAUCUAA